Leucoraja erinaceus (little skate) is the source of this 8239-nucleotide messenger RNA. RefSeq lists its product as uncharacterized. Gene Ontology annotation, molecular function: zinc ion binding; RNA-DNA hybrid ribonuclease activity; nucleic acid binding. The transcript is spliced from 2 exons. Lineage: Eukaryota; Metazoa; Chordata; Chondrichthyes; Rajiformes; Rajidae. The record is from RefSeq and is a predicted model, not a curated record. The coding region runs from base 5683 to 7110 and encodes 475 amino acids.
GCCUGUUUUCACACUCUAAGACUCUACCCAACAACUGCAGUAGUAGAGUCUACUACUCAUGCAAUGAUAAUCUUACUCGGUUAUAGCGGAUACCGUUCCCCUCCCCAUGGUCCAUUUCCUGUGUUAAUGUAACCUGAGAACUGAAGCAAAAAUUAUAGAGUGGAUGACCAGAAGUCAUAGCCUCAGAAUUAAAGUGCCCUCUUUUAGAAAGAAGUUGAGGAGGAACGUGCGGAAACAGGCCCUUCAGCCCACUGAGCCCAUGCCGACCAGCGAUCACCCUGUACACAGGUGCUAUUCUACACACUGGGGACAAUUUACAAUCUUUACAGAACCCAAUUAUCCUACAAGCCUGUAGGUCGUUAGAGUGUGGGAGGAAACGGGAAAACGCAGGCCACGGGGACAACAUACAACUAGUCCCCACCAGACUGGCCGGGAAGCUACUGGAAUUGGGGCUCAACACCUCCCUGUGUGCCUGGGUCCUGGACUUUCUCACCGCCAGGCCCCAGGUAGUCAAGAUGGGAGGGAAUACAUCGAAGUCCCUCACCCUGAGCACAGGAUCGCCCCAGGGUUGCGUCCUCAGCCCCCUAUUGUACUCCCUGUAUACACAUGACUGUGUGGCUAGGUUCAGCUCCAAUUCAAUAAUUAAGUUUGCUGAUGACACUGUGGUGGUGGGCCUGAUCUCAGACAAUGAUGAGAAGGCCUACCGGGAGGAGGUGGCUGAUCUAGCACUCUGGUGCCAGGAGAACAGCCUCCUCUUGAACAUCAAAAAAACAAAGGAGCUGAUCAUGGACUUUAGGAGGGCACAUCAUCCGAGGACGUACACUCCAUUGAGUAUAAAUGGGGAUCCUGUGGAUAGGGUGAACUGUUUUAAAUAUCUGGGAGUCCGCAUCUCUGAGGAUAUGACAUGGUCAUCACACGCCUCAGCACUGGUGAGUAAGGCAAGGCAGCGCCUUUACCACCUCAGGCAAUUGAGGAAAUUCAGAGUGUCUCUGAGGAUCCUACAGUGCUUCUACGCAGCGGCGGUGGAAAGCAUCUUGUCCAGGAACAUUACCAUCUGGUUCGGGAAUUGCUCUGCCAAGGACAAGAAGGCUCUGCAGAGAGUAGUGCGUUCGGCCGAACGCACUAUGGGAACUUCACUCACCCCCCUGCAGGAACUAUACAACAGGAGGUGCAACUCCAGAGCAAACACAAUCAUGAGAGACCUCUUCCACCCCUGCAACGGACUGUUCCAGCCGCUACGGUCAGGCAAACGCCUCCGUUGCCAUGCAGUGAGAACGGAGAGGUUGAGAAGGAGUUUCUUCCCAGAGGCAAUUCGGACUGUAAACGCCUUUCUCACCAGGGACUAACUCUACAGAACGUUUUUCCUUCUAUUAUUUAUUAUGUAAAAGAAUAUGUGUGUUAUGAUUGUGUUUAUAAUUUGUUUGGUUGUUUUGUUGUUUGUCUUUUGCACAAAAGUCCGCGAGCAUUGCCACUUUCAUUUCACUGCACAUCUCGUAUGUGUAUGUGACAAAUAAACUUGACUUGACUUGACAUACUCUGUACAGAUAGCACACGUAGUCAAGAUCAAGCCUAGGUCCCUGGCGCUGUAAGGCAGCAACAUUACCACUGCACCAACGUGCCAAUCCAUCCUGCAAUGGUAUAUACCUCGAUUGGUCCCAGUUCCCUAUCCAAUUGUGGCAGUCUAAUUAGCAAAAUGUUCAGAUACCAUCAACACAGCAUGAAAACAUAGAAAAGGCAGACCCUGCCACCUUCUGGCACAGCAAGGUAAAACUGAAGAUAGACACAAAAUGCUGGAGUAACACAACGGGCCAGGCAACGUCUCUGGAGAAAAAUAAUCGGUGAAGUUUUGGGUCGGUAACCUUCUUCAGACUGAAAAUAGAGAUUGGGGGGAGAGGAAUAAAUUAGUGGCGAGAAAAGGCAAGAACAGUAUUGGGGCUUGCAACAGAUGACGAUAGGAAGGGUGGGGCCCAUAAUGGCCCAUUGUUGUCUGGGGAAUGUGUGAUAAGGAGAGGGGUACCAGGAUGCAGCUAGUGGAUUUGGCCAGGGGAGGAAUCAGUGAGGGCUGAAUGCAGUAGUUCAGCUGCUGCAGUGAAAGCGGUCGCAGACGCGGAGGGCAUAUUGUAUCGGGGUAUCGGCCGACGGCCUGUAUAGGUCCGGUAAACGGUGCUCUGGCACUAUUCCCUGCUGUUACAAAAUGAUAGGAGAGAGUGGGUCUAGUGGUAUGGAGGCCAGUGGAAGAGAGGAUAACGAAGAAAGUGUUGAGAAGGAGUGGGAAACCGUGGGAGCAUGGGGUAGUCCCAGGAAGAGCAGCCGUAAAAGAAGGAAAAACAAUACUGGUGGAUCGGAGAGUGAAGACAAGGAACCAGAAAAGGAAAUGUUGUUAAAUGUAGUGGUGAGGUUUGAAGGAGAAGGAGGAGUAAAGAAGAUAGAGCCAUUGAAGCUGACAAAAAUAAUCAGGGCCCAGGUUGGGGAAGUAAAGUAUGCAAGAGUGCUGGAGGAUGGAAACAUGCUAAUAGGGUGCAACAGUGAGGCUCAAGUUGAAAAGGCACUGAAAAUGAACAAGAUUGACAAAACCAAAAUAAUCAAAGUAGUGAGAGUGGGAGAACAGAGGUCGGCAGGGUGUAAAGGGGUUAUCUAUGGAAUCUCUCUCAAAGUUAAUAUGAGUGAACUGGUUCAGGAACUCAGGAAGAGAUGUGAAUUAAUUAUGAGUGCCAAAAGAAUGAUCAAAGGAACAAAGAAAGAGGAAACUGAGUCAGUCCUGGUCGAAUUCAAGACAGAAACCCUUCCAAAAGUGGUCCAUUUUGGAUUCAUGCGAUAUAGCGUAAGAGAGUACGUAUCCAAACCAAUGAGGUGCUUCAAAUGUCAGAAAUUUGGGCAUAUAGCUAAAAUGUGCAAGGGGGCGAGGAAAUGCGCAAGGUGUAGUGGGGACCAUGAAUAUGGUCAGUGUGGAGAGGGGGUCAGACCAAAGUGCUGUAAUUGUGGAGGAGAGCAUAGUGUGGCUUACUGGGGCUGUGAGGUGAUGAAACGCGAAGCUGUAGUACAAAACAUAAGAGUGAAGGAAAAGGUCUCCUAUGCAGAGGCAGCAAAGAGGGCUGACUACAAAACAGAUGAAUGAAAGAAGGAUCAGGAGGGAGCAAGAUGUGGGCAUAAUGGAGACAAUAAAAGAAAAAGAAAAGAGUAUAUGGAAAGAAAAGAAAAACCUGGUUAUAUUUAUAGCAGGAGUAAUAAAUGCGACAGCAGAAGUAAAAUCCAAAACAGAAAGGAUCCAAAUCAUUGUAAAGGCUGCAGUCCACCACUUGGGCAUGGCAGUAUUGAAGUGGGAGGAAAUACAUGAUGGUCUCAGUAUCCAGGCGAGCCAAGAGUCAACAUGUGUGGGUUAAUAAUAUUAAAGUUAAUCCUACAAUGGAAUGCAUGAAGCUUGUUAGCCAAUGGGCAAGACUUUAAGCAAUUCAUAGACAAUAGGAAGGAAAAACCAGAUGUCGUAUGUAUCCAGGAAACCUGGUUGAAACCAAGUUUAGAUUUUGUUCUAUAUGAUUAUGUUGCAGUGAGAUGUGAUAGGGGAAAUGGGGGAGGAGGGGGUUGCGCCACUUUCAUUAAAAAAGGGAUACCAUACAGGGUAUUAGGAAUUGGGCAGGAACAGGAAUAUGUGGUAAUAGAAGUAUGGUCUGAGAGCAGGAAAAUAGUGGUAAUAAAUUACUAUAAUCCAUGUAAGCGAUUAGAGGUCAGUAAGUUACAGGAAGUAGAAGGCCAGAGCAAAUCUAAUGUUAUUUGGUGUGGGGACUUUAACGCACAUAAUACAUUAUGGGGCAGUGGAAAGUCAGAUAAUAAUGGGCAGGUAAUUGAGGAAUUAUUAAAUGAUGGAAAGAAGACCAGGGUAGAUGUUAGGACAGGGAAGGGGUCUAAUCUUACACUUGUUUCUAAUCGGAUUGCUGCUAAAUGUGACUGGGAAGUUUAUGAAAAGGUACCAUAGGAGGUGAUCAUCAUCCUGUGCUAUGCAAAAUAAAUGUUACUUUAAUUAUGAGUAAAGAAAACAGAAGUGGACGAUGGGUUUUUGGAAAGGCUAAUUGGGAGAAAUUUAAGGAGGAAAGUGAUAGAUAUGUAAAACCGAUACAAGAAGAGACUGAUAUAGAAAGCUUUGAGAAUAAAUUGUCAGAAGGUAUCAAAAGAGCAGCAUUAGUUUCCAUACUUAAAAGUAAAGGAAGAUCAAAAAGGAAAGCUGUGCCAUGGUGGGACAAUAAGUGUAAAGAGGUGGUGGUGAAUAGAAACAGAGCAUUCAGAUUAUUAAAAAGAACUCAUAACUACCAACACAUGAUUAAUUACAAACAGGCUCAGGCAAUUGUAAGGAGGACUAUAAGACAAACAAAAAGAGCAUAUUGGAGGAAGUAUUGUGAUUCAAUUGGAAGCACAACACAUGUAGGGGAGAUAUGAGGGAUGAUUAAAAAAAUGGAAGGUGAUAAAAGGGAGUGGAGUUAUCCCAUCCUAACAAAUGGAGAUCAAACUGUAGUCUCAAAUAAAGACAAAGCAGAACUAAUGGUUAACACUUUUAGUAGGGUUCACAGCUCCCACAACUUAUCAGGUGAAGGAAGAAGAGGUAGGGAAAGAACAAGAGAGGAACAUGUUGAGGCCUUACAAAGGAAAGAUAUCACAGAGGACAAGUACAAUAUUCCAUUUAAUUUGGGGGAGCUAAAGAGAGCUCUGGCCAAGUGUAAGAACUCAGCCCCAGGGAAGGAUGAUAGAUGUUUUAUCAUUAUGUAACACAUAAGUGAGGAGGGACUCCAAAAGCUACUUGCACUAUAUAACAAGGUGUGGGAAAUAGGGCGAAUACCGGAGAGGUGGAAGGAAGCAAUCAUUGUGCCUAUUAGAAAACCAGGGAAAGAUGCAAGUAAUCCAGUAAAUUAUAGACCUAUAGCUUUAACAGCACACAUGUGUAAACUGAUGGAAAGAAUGGUAAAUGAAAGAUUAAUGCAUCUAAUGGAAGAAAACUGUAUAGUGGCUAAUUAUCAGAGUGGUUUUAGAAAAGGGAGAGGUACUAAUGAUCCAGUUCUGUGCUUGGAAGAUGAUAUAAGGAAAGCACAACUCAAAAAAUAAUCUGUAGUUACCAUAUUUUUUGAUGUGGAGAAGGCUUACGAUAUGUUGUGGAGAGAAGGUCUUCUAAUAAAGCUGCAUUUAAUGGGAGUAGGAGGAAAUAUUUUUAACUGGAUAACGGAUUUUCUCAACGGUAGAAGUAUCCAAGUUAAAAUAGGGUCAGACAUCUCUAGUAAAUGUGUAGUCGAGAAUGGAACUCCCCAGGGAAGUGCGAUAAGCCCGAUCCUAUUCUCAAUCAUGAUCAAUGAUAUAUUUGCAAACAUUCAACCAGAGAUGGGGCGAUCGCUCUUUGCAGAUGAUGGCAGCCUAUGGAGAAGGGGGAGGAAUAUAGAUUUUAUCGUGGAAAAAGUACAGCAAGGGAUAGCCCAGGUGGAAGAGUGGGGAGGGAAAUGGGGUUUUAAAUUCUCUAUAGAGAAGACAAAGACAAUGAUUUUCACAAGGAAAAAAAUUAAAGAGGAUGUCCAGUUAAAACUAUACGGCAACAAUUUGGAAAGAGUAAAAGAUUUCCGUUUCCUGUGGGUUCAUUUUGACUCCAGAUUAACAUGGAGGGUCCACAUUACAAAAAUAAUUUAAAAAUGCAAAAAAGCCAUCAAUGUAAUGAGAUGCUUGGCAGGUUUAGAGUGGGGAGCAGAUGUAUUAUCUCUUAAACGUAUUUAUGUAUCACUGAUCAGAUCCAGACUAGAGUAUGGCAGUAUAGCUUAUGGGUCAGCAUCUAAGUCAGUGUUGUCCGAGUUGGACAAAGUCCAAGCGGAAGCUCUAAGAAUCUGUAUAGGAGGUGUGCGGACGUCACCUGUAUGUGCACUACAGGUGGAAACUGGGGAGAUGCCAUUGAGACUGCGCCGCAGACAACUAAUGGCUAAUUACUGGCUAAGCCUUAAGGAUCAUGGAGAGAACCACCCAACAAAACAGGUAGUACAGGAAUGCUGGGAGAGAGGGGUGGCUCAGGAUGGAAGCUUCGGCUGGAUUGGAGGAGUUGUGGCAAGGGACAUGGGAGUAGAGAACAAAGAGUUCUGCCCUGCAAUAUUGUGGCCAUCUGUGCCAAUAUGGUUACUGAACAUCCCAAAAGUUGAUCUGGAGAUAUGGGAGGAAAAAAGGAGAAACAAAAAUUCAGACCUAAAGACAGAAUAUCAUAACCAUAUAGAUAAUAGAUACAGGGAACACCUCUUAAUUUUCACAGAUGGAUCAAAGGACCCAGUAGCUGAAACAACAGGGGCGGCUGUGGUAGUCCAGGGGAUGAAUGUUGAGCUUUACAAAAGAACAAAUAACUAUUUGACAGUAUAUACAGUGGAACUGUACGCUAUUUUGAUGGCAGUUCGGUGGAUGGAACAGAUGCAACCAUGUAAAGUAUUAAUAUGUAGCGACUCAUUAUCUGCAAUCCAGAGUAUUGGGUCUGGUGCAUCCCAUAGGCGGCCUGACUUAGUGUAUGAAAUCCUGCUACUAUUAAGCCAAGUGACAAGGAGGGGCAGUGACGUGACUUUGUUGUGGGUCCCAGCACACAUUGGUGUUCUAGGGAAUGAAAAGGUGGAUAAAUUAGCAAAGGAGGCUGUAAAAAAAAGAAAUAUAGAUGUAAACUUACAACUAUCCAAAUCUGAAGGAAAACACAUUGUGUGGAAGAAAAUAAAUCAGGAAUGGCAACAAUACUGGGAACAGGAGACAAAGGGGAGACGCCUCUAUUCGCUACAAAACAGAGUGGGCAUUACAGCAAGAAGAGGGGGGAACAGGAGGGAACAGGUAGUAUUAACAAGAUUGAGGAUAGGACACACUCACCUGAACAGCACAUUAAAAAUAUUGGGAAAACACCCUACUGGCCUGCGUGAGGAAUGCCAUCAGCCAGAAACAGUUGAGCAUGCCCUAAUUGCAUGUAGGAGAUAUGAGACAGAAAGAGGACUGAUGAUCAUUGAAAUGAGGAAAAUUGGAUUGACAGACAUAUCAGUAAAGAACAUUCUAGAGUGUGGAGGGAAAGGAAAAGGAAUAAAGUUGUUGUUUGAUUUCUUGAGGGCCUCUGGGCUUAUAAAAAGGAUAUAAUGUAAAGACAUGAAUGAGUACUGUGGAAUGAAGCCAGAAGGUGGCAGCAAUGCAACAUUGUGGAUGCCGGCUGCCGUAAAACACCCAAAGAAGAAGAAGAAGAAGAAGAAGAAGAUGCGGCUAGUGGAACUGGUGGGACGUCUCAGUUGGUGGAAGGGGAGGGAAUGCAGGAGUUACUUGAGAUUAGAGAAAUCAAUAUUCAUACUGUUGGGUUGUAAGCUGCCCAAGCAAAGUAUGAGGUGCUGUUCUUUAAUCUAUUGGCCUCACAAUGACAGCGGAGGAGGCCCAGGACAGAAAGAGGAAUAUUGAAUGUUUCUGGCAGAAACACGACCACAAUUGCUGAGAACACCAUCAACACCCCCAUCACAAUAAGCGGCAGGUUCUCUUGAUAAAUACCUGUGAAAAGAAAGCAAAUCUCCCUGAAGAAAAAUCAACAAAUUAACAUAAAAAGCCAAAUUUAUUAAUGCAACCAAGGUCAAUGUGAAAUCAAAUGUACGUCACAAAAUGUAUAUUCAAGUAAUUUCCAUGAUAGACACAAAAUGCUGGAAUAACUCAGUGUACAGGCAGCAUCUCUGGAUAGAAGCUCCGGGCCGCGGGGUGUGCUCGACCUGUCCCGACGUCGGCGUUCCGACCAGAGAGUUUGAACAUCGGGCCGUCCGUAGCGGUGACCACGGAGGGUCAGGGCCCCGACCACGGGUGAACAAGGGAGGAGCAGGAAGAGGAGAAGGACUGUCUGAACUGUAUUGUCUUCCACCACAGUGAAGAAUGCUGUGAUGGAUGUCUGUAGAAUUACAUUGUGCAUGGUAUCCUUUUUUAAUUGUAACGCUGCAUGGUAAAUUACAUUUCACUGCACCUUAUGGUGCAUGUGGCAAAUAAAUUUGAACAAACUUGAAUGAAUGGGUGGCGUUUUGGGUCGAGGCCCUUCUUCAGACUGAGUCAGGGGAGAGGGAGACACAGUGGUAAGGAAGGUUAAGAUGUGAAAAUGAGACAUCAAAAGAGAAGUAAAUCAAGGAACGUGGCGAUUAGAUCAUUGUUAGCUGGGAGAAGGUGAGAACAAAGCAAACAAAGAUAAAAUGUAAUCUGGGGACAGUCAGACUGGCCGGAGAACUGUGAAGGUGGAGGGAAUACA